Molecule: messenger RNA, 1808 nt
Organism: Glycine soja
Lineage: Eukaryota; Viridiplantae; Streptophyta; Magnoliopsida; Fabales; Fabaceae
Product: protein BREVIS RADIX-like
Exons: 8
Coding region: 450-1496 (348 amino acids)
Source: RefSeq, a predicted model, not a curated record
UGAUGAUACCGUCACCCCCCCAAACACACUCUCCCCUUCAAAUAUAAAUACGACAACCUCAAAAACCGUUUCAUUUUCUCGCUUCAAAAUAUCGUAACCCCCACACACCUCUUUGUUUCUUCUCUUCCUCUGCAUUUUCCAGCAUUUUCACCUCACACUUGUACUUGAAUAAUUUUCUCUUCGUGUCACUCUCAUUGGCGCGUAACUCGACAACUGAGUCUCAGAUCCCAAGCCAAAUUUUUGCCAUGCGAAAAACGACAACAACCAUCGAUGCUGUCGAGGGAAGGAAAACUAGUAUAAAAGAGAAGAGAGGACCCAAAACCUGAAAGCGCAGAACAAGAGUAGUGGAAGAUUCUUAAUGCGUGUUUGUGUGUGUAUCUGUGCAGAGAGACAAAGCACAAGAAGAAGCAGUUCAGGUUUCCUUGGAAGGAAAGUGAGAAGUGGUGAAAAUGUUUACAUGCAUAGCGUGCACGAAGCAAGCGGCGAAGGAGAAGGAAGAAGAGGGUGAGAGUGGCACGCCGAGUACAAAUAAAGAAGCCGUCAAAAGCCUGAGUGCUCAGUUAAAGGAUAUGGCACUGAAGUUUUCAGGUGCCUACAAGCAGUGCAAACCUUGCACAGGGUCUAGUACCUACAAGAAAGGACAGAGGCCAUAUCCUGACUUUGACACCAUUUCAGAAGGGGUUCCAUACCCUUAUAUUGGAGGUGCAAGCUCAACUUCAACCCCUGCUUGGGACUUCACAAGCUCCAAUUUCCUUGGUGCUAGAUCAGACCAAAGAUUUAUGGGGGGAUUCAGUGGUGAUAGGACCCCUAGAGGGCCUCAAUCAGCACCAGCCUGUGAUGUAGUUGUUGAGGAUGAGGAUGAAACCAAGGAGUGGAUGGCACAGGUGGAACCAGGGGUUCACAUUACCUUUGUGUCUCUUCCUAAUGGAGGAAAUGAUCUCAAAAGAAUUCGCUUUAGCCGAGAGAUUUUUGACAAGUGGCAAGCUCAAAAAUGGUGGGGUGAGAAUUAUGACAGAAUCAUGGAACUUUACAACGUGCAGAGAUUCAAUCGACAAGCUCUUAAUACUCCUUCAAGAUCUGAGGAUGAGCAAAGAGAUUCUUCUUACUCAAGAAUGACAUCUGGACAUGAUAGCCCCAUGCACUCAAUGUCUUUAAAGGACUGGACACCCAGGAAUCACUAUAAACCCUCAGGGAAUAACCCUUCUGAAGCUAUGGAUCAAGGUGGUGGUGGCCAAAAUUUCCAUGCAGCUUCAUCCGUGGAAGCAUCAAGGACAACCACCUCUUCUAGAGACGAGCGUUCAAUGAGCAAUGCCAGUGAUUUGGAGACAGAAUGGAUAGAGCAAGAUGAACCUGGAGUCUACAUUACAAUCAGGCAAUUAGCUGACGGAACAAAGGAGCUUCGCCGUGUCAGAUUCAGCCGGGAGAGAUUUGGGGAGGGACAUGCAAAGAAAUGGUGGGAAGACAACAGAGAAAGAAUACAAGCUCAAUAUCUUUGAAGUGUUGUGGCAUUGAAGAGAAAUGGAUGUCCCAAGCUGGUCGAAUCCUCAAUUUUGUUUUCUAGAGAUUGUAGUGUUGUUGACUCCAGUUUAUGGAGUGGAGUUGUAUACAGAAAACUAGCCUUUUCUCCAAUACCAUUGGUGAUGGUCUCAUGGCAUUAAUUAAAUUGUUGAUACCCUCACAAACAAUGCAAGCCCAGAAUUUGGCAUUGUGGUGACUCUAUUUAAGGGUCAGUAGCCAUGGUAUUGGGAGGUAUAAUCUUGCAUAUUAUAUAUAGAUGUAUUUAUUCACCCACCCCAUUCUCUUUAUUA